UCCAUAGAUGAUUAGGUUGGCCGGGCACAUUCAAAAUGGCGGAGUGUGGAGCGAGCGGCAGCGGGAGCAGCGGGGACAGCCUGGACAAGAGCAUCACGCUGCCCCCCGACGAGAUCUUCCGCAACCUGGAGAACGCCAAGCGCUUCGCCAUUGACAUUGGGGGCUCGCUGACCAAGCUGGCCUACUACUCCACCGUGCAGCACAAAGUGGCCAGAGUGCGGUCCUUCGACUACUCGGGCAAGGACGCAGAGCAGGACCACGAGCCGCCCUAUGAGGUCUCUGUGCAGGAGGAGGUCACUGCCCGGCUGCACUUCGUCAAGUUCGAGAACACCUACAUCGAAGCCUGCCUGGACUUCAUCAAAGAUCACCUCGUCAGCACGGAGACCAAGGUCAUCCAGGCCACCGGGGGCGGGGCCUACAGGUUCAAGGACCUCAUCGAAGAAAAGCUGCAGCUGAGAGUGGACAAGGAGGACGUGAUGACAUGCUUGAUAAAAGGCUGCAACUUUGUGCUGAAGAACAUCCCCCACGAGGCCUUUGUGUAUCAGAAAGAUUCCGACCCCGAGUUCCGAUUCCAGACCAAUCACCCCAACAUCUUCCCGUAUCUGCUGGUCAAUAUCGGCUCUGGAGUCUCUAUUGUGAAGGUGGAGACCGAGGACAGAUUCGAGUGGGUCGGCGGUAGCUCCAUCGGGGGCGGCACCUUCUGGGGACUUGGGGCUCUGCUCACCAAAACAAAGAAGUUCGACGAGCUGCUGCACUUGGCCUCCAAGGGCCAGCACAGGAACGUGGACAUGCUGGUGCAGGACAUCUACGGCGGGGCCCACCAGACCCUGGGGCUGGGCGGCAGCCUCAUCGCCAGUAGCUUCGGGAAGUCCGCCAUGGCCGACAGAGAGUUCUCCAAGGAGGACAUGGCCAAGAGUCUGCUGCACAUGAUCAGCAACGACAUCGGGCAGCUCGCCUGCCUCUACGCCAGGCUGCACGGCCUGGACAGGGUGUACUUCGGCGGGUUCUUCAUCCGCGGCCACCCCGUCACCAUGCGCACCAUCACCUACAGCAUCAACUUCUUCUCCAAGGGGGAGGUCCAGGCGCUGUUUCUGAGACACGAGGGCUACCUGGGAGCCAUCGGAGCGUUUCUUAAAGGAGCAGAACAAGACAACCCUAACCAGUACAGCUGGGGAGAGAACUAUGCAGGCAGCUCCGGGCUGAUGAGCUCGUCCCCAGAGCUCUGCCCGACGCAGCGGGCCAGGAGCGGCACCUUUGACUUGCUGGAGAUGGACCGGCUGGAGCGGCCGCUGGUCAACCUGCCCCUCCUUCUGGACCCUUCUUCCUACGUGCCUGACACGGUCGACCUGACGGACGACGCACCAGCCCGCAAGUACUGGCUCACCUGCUUCGAGGAGGCCCUGGACGGGGUGGUGAAACGUGCCGUGGCCAGCCAGCCAGGCUCAGCAGAUGCGGCCGAGAGGGCCGAGAAGUUCCGGCAAAAGUACUGGGGCAAACUGCAGACGCUGCGGCAUCAGCCGUUCGCCUACGGGACCCUGACCGUGCGCAGCCUUUUGGACACGAGGGAGCACUGUUUGAACGAGUUCAACUUCCCAGACCCCUACUCCAAAGUCAAGCAGAAGGAAAACGGAGUGGCGCUAAAGUGUUUCCCGAGGGUGAUCCGCUGUCUGGAUGCCUUGGGCUGGGAGGAGAGGCAGCUGGCCCUGGUGAAGGGGUUGCUGGCGGGGAACGUCUUCGACUGGGGAGCGAAAGCCGUCUCCGACGUUCUCGAGUCUGACCCCCAGUUUGGCUUCGAGGAAGCGAAGAUGAAGCUGCAAGAGCGGCCGUGGCUCGUGGACUCCUACAGCAAGUGGCUUCAGAGGCUGAAGGGGCCCCCUCACAAAUGUGCCUUAAUUUUCGCAGAUAACAGUGGAAUAGACGUCAUUUUGGGAGUCUUCCCCUUUGUCAGGGAGCUUCUCUCUAGAGGGACGGAGGUCAUCCUGGCGUGCAACUCGGGACCUGCCUUGAAUGACGUCACCUACUGCGAGUCCCUCAUCGUGGCCGAGCGCAUUGCGGCCAUGGACCCCGUCGUCCACUCGGCGCUCAGGGAGGAGAGACUGCUGCUGACGCAGACGGGCUCCAGCUCCCCGUGUCUGGACCUCAGCCGCCUGGACAAGGGACUGGCCGUGCUGGUGCGGGAGCGAGGCGCGGACCUGGUGGUGAUCGAGGGCAUGGGCCGGGCCGUCCACACCAACUACCACGCGGCCCUGCGCUGCGAGAGCCUCAAGCUGGCCGUCAUCAAGAACUCCUGGCUGGCCGAGCGGCUGGGCGGCCGGCUCUUCAGUGUCAUCUUCAAGUACGAGGUUCCGGCCGAGUGAGGCGCCGGCCCCGCCGGGCAGCUCUGUUCGGCGCUUGUCAGGGACGUGCUCCGACCGCGGCAGGGAAACCGAGUUCCAAGCAGAGCGUUCGUGUCGCGCACCUGGGACAGGAGCAGGGGCCAGGCGUGGCCGGGCGCGAGCGUGCGCCGUCGGGUCUCUGUGAUGCUGCCACGUUUGUGCUGGGAGACGCAGCUUGUCCAGUGAGACAUGCGUAUUGGAAUAUAUUUAACUGUGAAAUAAUCUUUUAUACACACACGU
This is a messenger RNA of Mustela erminea (ermine), 2615 nucleotides long. It is a transcript of the gene PANK4, whose product is annotated as pantothenate kinase 4 (inactive). The record is from RefSeq and is a predicted model, not a curated record. Gene Ontology annotation, biological process: coenzyme A biosynthetic process. Gene Ontology annotation, molecular function: pantothenate kinase activity; ATP binding. Lineage: Eukaryota; Metazoa; Chordata; Mammalia; Carnivora; Mustelidae. The transcript is spliced from 19 exons. Bases 36 to 2357 code for a protein of 773 amino acids. Gene Ontology annotation, cellular component: cytosol; nucleus.